Molecule: messenger RNA, 1083 nt
Organism: Sclerotinia sclerotiorum 1980 UF-70
Lineage: Eukaryota; Fungi; Ascomycota; Leotiomycetes; Helotiales; Sclerotiniaceae
Exons: 4
Coding region: 1-1083 (360 amino acids)
Biological process (GO): proteolysis
Molecular function (GO): metalloendopeptidase activity
Source: RefSeq, a predicted model, not a curated record
AUGAGUAUUCUACGGGCGAAAACUUCCGGCGCUCAACAGCAUGAAGAAUUUCGAAUGGCCUUCAAAUUAUCAUAUAUAACGGGUCGCCAGGAUAACAAUGUCCUUGAAGUCACCUUGGCUGCUGGUCAGAACGCUGUAGUUCAUGCUACGGUCAAAAACACCGGAACUGAGGCCUUGAAUUUGUUGAAAUAUGGAACACUGUUUGACUCUGCUCCUGUUCAAAAGGUUGAUGUUUAUGAAGGAGAAAAUGCUGUUCCAUUCAAAGGGAUCCUCCGUUCCAUUCAGCGCACAGACUUAGCCCCCGAAGUCUUCCACACUCUCGCAGCAGGUGAAACUUUUGAAACUACCUUCAACGCAGCCGAAGUCCACGACCUCUCCAGCACAAACUACACCUUCAUUGCCGAAGGGACUAUCCCCGUCGCCCCCGUUGGAUCCACCAAAAUAAGCGACACCAUUUUCUUCAAAUCCAACACCCUCACCAUCCCUGUCGAUGGCGCCGCCGCCCAAUCCAUGGCCAAAGCAAUCCCUGCCUCCAUCGACCGCCGCACCAUCCUCCAAUCCGGCUGUUCCACGACCCAAAAGACCCAAACUACCCAAGCACUUUCCUACUGCGCCCAGCUAGCGCGCGCUGCCUCCACAGCCGCUUCCUCCGGCUCCGCAACAAAAUUCUCCGAAUACUUCAAGACUACCGCCGCCGCUACCCGCUCUGUCGUCGCUGCUCGUCUCUCCGCCGUCGCAUCACAAUGUUCCUCGCUUACAUCCGGAAGCACAACGUACUACUGCACUGAUAUCUAUAAUUACUGUUCUUCCAAUGUUCUCGCGUACACGAUCCCUUCCACGAAUGAAAUUGUCAAUUGUCCACUUUAUUACUCGGCGCUCCCGACUCUUUCGGGAACUUGUCAUGCGCAGGACAGGGCUACCACCAGUUUACAUGAGUUUACUCAUGCGCCUGCGACUUACAGUCCUGGAACCGCGGAUAAUGGAUAUGGUUACUCGGCGGCUGUCGCGUUGACUAGUGCAAAGGCCGUGUUGAAUGCGGAUAGUUAUGCGCUUUAUGCUAAUGCUAUCUACGUCGGAUGUUAG